AUGGAGGACACCAUGCGAAGUAUAUUGGAAGACCCCAUCACUCUCGAGUUGAUGGACGACGCGGUCAUCGGCCACUGCGGCCAUUCGUUCUCGCAGGCGUCCAUCGAGCGAUGGCUCCAGGAAGGCUCCAAACGUUCGUGCCCACUGUGCAAGCACCCACUGGCCAUCGACCAGCUCCGACCAAACUACUCCCUGCGCGACGCCGUCUCCAAGUUCAAAGCGGACAACGGCGAGCGACCACCGACGGAGAGGCGAGGCCUCGAGUUUAAAACGCCGAUCGAGGAUUGGUCGGUGGCCGACACCAAGAAGUGGAUCGAGAAUUUUGACGAUUGGGUGGAGGACAGCGUGAUGGUCGAGGAACACAACAUCAACGGCAAAAUACUGUCGGGCAUGCAAGAGGCGGAACUCCAGGAGAAGCUGCGCGUCGCGCCCGAGCACUCGAAGCUCCUCCAGAUCCAGAUCGCCAAGGCGACCACCAUCUCCAAGUGCCUGGUCGACUAUGCCGCGUUCCACCCUAAACUGUUCAGUGCAGCGAGCCUCAAUGCGAUGAUUGACGGCACGAGCAGCGUCGAGGUCACGAGCUCGCCACCGCCUUCGUCGUCGAUGAGCACCAGCGUGGACGUGGAAACGGGCGAGUCGGAGAUCCGGCGCGAAAGAGCGCUCGAGGAGGACGGGCCGGGUUGCCUGCGCCGGUGGACGAACGAGGCCAAGGAAAGCGAUACGGGCUGCUGCGUCUUCGAGUGCGCGGACUGCUUCCUGUGCGAGUGCUCGGAAGGGUUCUACGAUUGCUGUCAUCUCGGCUGCUACCGAGCACUCGCGGCUCUCUUCUGCGAGCACUGCGGAGGCAAGAGCGCCUCGUACGGGCUGCGGACAUUUUGGGGUAUUUGCUUCAUCCCCUUCGCGAUGAUCUUUCUCCUGGCGCUCUUUGUGGAGGCCGCCUUCUGGAUGCUCGUCAUGGUCCUCGCCAUUGCGUGCUUCAUCUGCGUGGUGGCCGUCCUGGCCGCUGGAAGCGGCCGGCGGCGCUGA
Molecule: messenger RNA, 1026 nt
Organism: Acanthamoeba castellanii str. Neff
Lineage: Eukaryota; Discosea; Longamoebia; Acanthamoebidae
Product: U-box domain containing protein
Exons: 9
Coding region: 1-1026 (341 amino acids)
Biological process (GO): protein ubiquitination
Molecular function (GO): ubiquitin-protein transferase activity
Source: RefSeq, a predicted model, not a curated record